Psilocybe cubensis is the source of this 1473-nucleotide messenger RNA. RefSeq lists its product as uncharacterized. The transcript has 5 exons. Gene Ontology annotation, molecular function: protein binding. The coding region runs from base 1 to 1473 and encodes 490 amino acids. NCBI's taxonomy places the organism in Eukaryota, Fungi, Basidiomycota, Agaricomycetes, Agaricales, Agrocybaceae. The record is from RefSeq and is a predicted model, not a curated record.
AUGACAGUAAAACAUAGUCAAAACAAAGGUGUCACUAGACCCGCGAAAAAGGCCAAAAUUGAGGUCCCCAGCAAAACAAAAAUCUCGCCCAGUCCGAAAAGAAAUUCUUUGCCCCAGCAAGCACAAUCGCGCAAAGUGACUACACCUCACGAAGAUAACGGAGAAGAAAUACACGGGAUAUCGGAGAAAGGAAAAGGAAAAGAAAAAGAAGUAUCAACUGCUUCGAAACCUAAAGUAAAACGGAAAACACACGAAGAAAAGGCUCAGCUACCAAAUUCUUUCAAGGUCGUUGCUGGAUCGUAUGAAAAACUUCUAUAUGGUCUCGAAGGCACUGUUACUGUGGACGAGGAUCUAAAGUUAAAAUAUGAACUGAAACCCACUUUCAUAUUCCCUGCUCAUGUGUCAUGUAUUAAAGCUGUCGCAGCAUCUCCUCAAGGUGGCAAAUGGCUCGCGACAGGUAGCGCGGAUGAAAUAAUAAAAGUUUGGGACCUCAGAAGGCGGAAAGAAAUUGGCGGUCUUAUGCAUCAUGAGGGUUCUAUUACGCAUCUUACUUUUCCAUCCAGAUCGCAUCUAUUCUCAGCGUCUGAGGACGGAACACUGUGUCUUUUUCGUGCUCGUGAUUGGGCUGUAUUACGUUCAUUAAAAGGACACAAAGGUCGUGUCAACUCUAUGGCAGUACACCCUUCUGGAAAGGUUGCACUAAGCGUUGGAAAAGACCGGGCACUGCGGAUGUGGGAUCUCAUGAGAGGCAAGGGUGUCGCAAGCACCAAACUUGGAAAAGAGGGCGAAAUUGUCAGAUGGUCGAUAGAUGGUUCCAAAUUCCUGGUACAGUCCGCUUCAACGAUGGAUGUUUACGCAGUGAACAUGGACCUCCUCUAUACAAUAACCCAUCCCUCUCGAAUACAUGACGCCAAAUUCUGUAGUCGAGUUGAUGGCGAGGGAGAGCUGCUCCUCGUUGCCGCCGAAGACCGCAAACUAUCUAUUUACGAUGUUCCAAAAGACUCUAGCUCACCCAAAAUUAUUGCCCAUUUGACAGGCCACACUAACCGUGUCAAAGCCGUGGACACCCUUAAUAUUGCUCUACCCGAGUCAUCGGGACGGAAAUCAACUACCAUUCUCGUCACCGUUUCGUCGGACGGAUUCAUCAAUUUGCACGAUAUAGCUGCAGUAUCGAAGCUCUCGAACAAAUCAGACACUGUGCAAGCCUUUGAACCCCUGACAUCGUACGACUCGAAAGGUACUCGCCUUACCUGCGUCACCCUUGGUGAUGGGGAUAUUGCAGGCGCAUCUGCUCCUGUAGACGGUAAACGCAAGCGAGAUGCUAGCGAGGAGCCUGACGAUAGUGGUAGCGAAAAUGAUAAUGAUGAUGAAGGAGAUGCCGAUGCUUUUGGUGCUGGCUGGGAAGAAGAGGAAGAAAUACAAGAGGAAGAUGAGGAAGAAGAUGAGGAAGAAGGUGAAGAGGAGAGCGAAUGA